AGGUAUGAUAAAUGAGUUUGCUGUUUGUCUUUGACUCGCUAGGUGAUAAUAAACUGAAGGUCUUUAUUUCUACCUGUAAGACAAAACAGGUCUUUGGGAAAUUUAGGAAAACCUUUUUUUUUGUGUCAUUUUUAAAGGACAAACAAUUCAUCGAGAAACUAAAUAUAGAAAUGUUGACCUACUGCUGGCACAAGAGAAAAAAGUCAGAGGAUCAACAAAGCCAAAAUGUCAAAGCAAACAGUUGUUGAUAUGUUUCAGUCUGCAUCAAAGUGGUGAACCGACCAACAGACAGAUUGUCACCCCUAGAGACGAAAACACUUUUUUUUUAAAGGAAUACAAUCAAUGUGCGUCAGCCUGCAGGUCAAGUUUAAACAAUAACAGCGCCCUCUGGAUCCGCUGGGGCUGUAACCUUUAGCUGUAACCUGAAGAUGGUUCCGAUGUUCAGUCCGCCGCUUCACAGGCAGAGACAUCAGUUUGUUAUCGAUUUUGUCAAGAGGAACAAACCCAAAAAGGUGUUGGACUUGGGGUGCAGUGAAUGCGUCCUUCUCAAAAAACUGAAGUUUCACCGUGAAAUUGAGCUUCUGGUUGGAGUGGACAUCGACGGGGUCAAAGUAAAAAAAAGAAAGAAUGGAUUAGCUCCUCUAUCGACUGAUUAUCUGCAGCCAAGUUAUGAUCAGCUGCGCAUUGACUUGUACCAGGGCUCAGUCACUCAAAAAGACGCGCGCCUUAAAGGAUUUGAUCUGGUCACCAGUAUAGAGCUCAUAGAGCACCUCACUCUUGCUGAUGUGGAGCUCUUCUCUGAGGUGGUGUUUGGUUACAUGACCCCAGUGGCGGUUAUCAUCAGUACCCCAAACUCUGACUUCAACCCCCUUCUGCCUGGACGGGUGGGUUUCAGGCACAGUGACCACAAGUUUGAGUGGAGCAGAGCAGAGUUCAAGUCCUGGGCUCUGAAGGUGUGUUUGAAGUACGGUUAUGAGGUGGAGCUCACUGGUGUUGGACAGGCACCACCCGGCCAGCAGGAGGGAGUCGGCUUCUGCUCCCAGAUUGGCGUGUUCCAGCGGCUUGGGGGGACAGAGUGUUGUGACAUGUUUGGUGAUGAGGCUGAGGAUGUCUUUUCAUACACACUGCUGUAUAGUAUAGACUACCCCAGCCUGCAUGACAACAACAUCUUGCGGAGAGUCCUGGUGAGCGAGGUGGUUUACUGGGCCGAAAAGCUGAAGAGAAGAUGGGUGGAGGAGAAGACUGGCGAGAGGGAUGGCGCUUAUAAACUGUGCCAGGCUGAAGGGGAAGGGGAAGAAUGCCUCAACGCGUCGGAGCAACACAUGGCGAUGGAAGAGAAACAGACAGCAUGUGGAGGAGAGAUGAACAAUCUGGUGGAGCUUCUGGAAGAACAGGAUGGAGAGCUGUUUAGGACAAACAGCCAAGGACUACAGGAGUCGGAGUCUUGCAAUUUGCGCAGGUUUGUGUCUGUACCUCUGGCUGUGCUGUGGUCCUGCUGCCCCAAAGUCAGGGCCCUGAGUGGAAGUCUCAGUAAUCUCAGAAACCUCUUGAUGGGUGGCCCCGAAGUUAAACUGAGCCAGGACGGCUCUGCUGUGCUCUUAAGUUACCAGGAACAAGACCUUGAAGAUGAGGAAAAGGGUCAUGAUGAUUUGGAGGACAGCGGAUAUGCAGAGGCCAAACUGUGCCCCCACAAUACUGGGCCAGAGGAAGACUGGGAGGAAAAUGUUUAAUCUGGAAGAUGCAGCUUUGUUUUCAGGACAAGUAGGAGACUUGUUGAGUGAACAAAUGGUUUCCCUUGGUUCUCUCUCUCUCUCUCUUCUACUGCACUGUAGAAACAGACUUUUGGGUUUAUUAGAUGGCUUGUUUGGACUGCAACCUUGUUAUAUGUAAAUAUCUAUUGGCCUCUAAAAUAGUAUACUCAAGGUCCAAAUGUAAAUGGUACAAUAAAACUCUAAAUGUUCA
Cottoperca gobio is the source of this 1962-nucleotide messenger RNA. It is a transcript of the gene henmt1, whose product is annotated as HEN methyltransferase 1. Gene Ontology annotation, cellular component: cytoplasm; nucleus. The transcript has 9 exons. Gene Ontology annotation, biological process: RNA methylation; piRNA processing; siRNA processing. The record is from RefSeq and is a predicted model, not a curated record. Lineage: Eukaryota; Metazoa; Chordata; Actinopteri; Perciformes; Bovichtidae. The coding region runs from base 429 to 1730 and encodes 433 amino acids. Gene Ontology annotation, molecular function: RNA methyltransferase activity; O-methyltransferase activity.